Messenger RNA from Melanotaenia boesemani (Boeseman's rainbowfish), 2109 nucleotides. It is a transcript of the gene dhcr7, whose product is annotated as 7-dehydrocholesterol reductase. The coding region runs from base 108 to 1526 and encodes 472 amino acids. The transcript has 8 exons. Gene Ontology annotation, biological process: cholesterol biosynthetic process; brassinosteroid biosynthetic process. Gene Ontology annotation, cellular component: endoplasmic reticulum membrane. The record is from RefSeq and is a predicted model, not a curated record. Lineage: Eukaryota; Metazoa; Chordata; Actinopteri; Atheriniformes; Melanotaeniidae. Gene Ontology annotation, molecular function: 7-dehydrocholesterol reductase activity.
UUCCGUCUAGCGGUUACAACAAGCAGAAAUCGUCCCUGAAAGUAAGAAAACAAGAACAGACUUCCUUCUCCGUGUUACCAACAGCAGGACUGAAUGGUGCAGUGAGCAUGGAGGCCACCAGGAGACGUCCCCAGCACAGUUCCAGUGGGAAAGCAUCUGAACUGGGAGAGCAGUCGGCGCAGUGGGGGAGAGCAUGGGAGGUGGACUGGUUUUCCCUCAUCGGGGUAAUUGGCCUCCUUUGCUUUGCCCCCUUUAUUGUCUUCUACUUUGUGAUGGCCUGCGACCAGUACGAGUGCUCCAUCAGCCAACCUCUAUACGAUCUGUGCAGAGGAGAGACAACAUUACUCUCUAUCUGGGCCAGGGCCCCCUCCUUCACAUGGACAGCAGCUAAGAUAUAUGCUGUUUGGGUCAGCUUCCAGGUGUUUCUCUAUAUGUGCAUUCCUGAUGUUACCCACAAGUUUAUUCCUGGCUAUGUUGGUGGAGUGCAGGACGGAGCACGAACCCCAGCUGGUCUUAUUAACAAGUAUGAGAUCAAUGGGCUGCAGUGUUGGCUGAUCACUCAUGCUCUGUGGUUUGCCAAUGCACAAUAUUUCCACUGGUUUUCUCCCACCAUCAUAUUCGAUAACUGGAUCCCCCUGAUGUGGUGCACCAAUAUACUUGGCUAUGCUGUGUCCACCUUUGCUUUCAUGAAGGCCUACCUCUUCCCAACCAACUCUGAAGACUGCAAGUUCACAGGAAACAUCUUCUAUAACUACAUGAUGGGCAUCGAGUUCAACCCGCGCAUCGGCAGCUGGUUUGACUUUAAGCUCUUCUUCAACGGCAGACCGGGCAUCGUCGCCUGGACUCUGAUCAAUCUGUCCUACAUGGCCAAGCAGCAAGAACUGUACGGCCACGUCACCAACUCCAUGAUUCUGGUUAACGUUCUGCAGGGUAUUUAUGUGCUGGAUUUCUUCUGGAAUGAAGCCUGGUACCUGAAAACCAUUGAUAUCUGUCAUGACCACUUUGGAUGGUAUCUUGGCUGGGGGGACUGUGUCUGGCUGCCUUACCUUUACACGCUGCAGGGCCUCUACCUGGUUUACCACCCUGUCCAGCUGUCCGACACCCACGCCCUAGCUGUCCUGUUGCUAGGCCUCGUUGGAUAUUACAUCUUCCGCUCCACCAACCACCAGAAGGAUCUGUUCCGCCGCACAGAGGGCUCCUGCUCCAUCUGGGGUCGAAAGCCAAGCUACAUCGAGUGCUCGUACCGCUCUGCUGACGGCGGCGUGCACCGCAGCAAGCUCCUGACCUCCGGUUUCUGGGGAGUGGCUCGCCACUUCAACUACACCGGUGACCUCAUGGGCUCUUUAGCCUACUGUGCUGCCUGCGGAUUUGGCCACAUACUUCCAUACUUUUACAUAGUUUACAUGACCAUCCUGCUGGUCCACCGCUGCGUACGUGAUGAACACCGCUGCAGCAGCAAAUACGGAAAAGACUGGAAGCGUUACACUGAUGCAGUGCCUUACCGGCUGGUUCCUGUAGUGUUUUAGAGAGAGAAGAGGAAGGAGUAAAGUGAGAGGGAGAAGGACAGUGAGCAAAGUAAAGCUUUCUUUUUUUAAUUAUAAAAUGAACUGGUUAGCAAGAAAACAUGAGGUUUAUAAAUAUUGAAGACACACCCCACUGAACAUUAUACACUUCAUAUUAUACUCUGUAUUUUUAGUAUUGCUGUGUGAGGGCAUGCACAGUAAGUUUACAGCUAUAAUUCUUAAUGCAAUGACAAAUCCUGUAGUUAAGUUAAAACUGCACAGCCUUGUGUAGUAUGUUUGGCAUUAAGAACACAACUUAAACCAAUUCUAGCCAAAAGGAGGAACAUUUUUUUUUACCUCUGCAGCACAUUUAAUGUCUGUUUUUUUUUCUUCUUUUCAAAUAUUUAUCCUCCGACCCAUGUUCUGUACACCUGUUUGUUUCAAAUCCCCAACAUCACUUCUCUAAUGCAGUGAACAUAACUAGGAGGGUUUUUCUUCUUCCAGUUUAACAUCAUGAAGUGGUGAGCAUGUAGCGGUGCAUAGGCUACUGCAUUUUUAUGAAGACAGGACAACUUUAGCUCUUUUCUAACUGCAUCGAAGACAGCUA